GGCCUGCGGGCGCGGGCUGCGGUCGAUAGUAGGGGAAAGCGGGCUCUGGUACGGUGCAGAUACCGUGAGGUUGGCUUGGUUUCGGGAGGGAGGCGGUCGUGGCUGCCUGCGGGAGGAGCUGCGUGGAUCGCUUCUGAGAAGGCCCCUUGUGCGCCAUGGAGCUGCAGGAGGACCGUGCUGAAGGCAACCAGCAGCGCGGCUCCCUGCUCUGCCCUCGUCCGCUGGAAGCCCAGCAAAGCACCAGCGGGGGCCUUGCAGCGUUAUCGGAGGAAAGCUUGCCUUACCUGAGUACGUCUUUAGAUGCUGCUAUUGACGUGUAUGACGUGAGAGGGAGAACCUGCAGCGCCGAGGCAGAUGAAAGCCAGAAAGAAGCUGGCGUGCUGAGGACGGCGUGUGCUGGUGGUACGUGGUGCAGCUGCGGGGUUUGUGAUGCUGGGAGUCACCUCCGUGUGGGUGAAGAUUCACAGCUGGAGUACAUCAGUGCGAACGAGGAAGGCUUUGGUGAUGGGAAUAGCUCAAGCGAGCUGUCUGAGCAAAGGGAAGCUGUAGGAAAGGAAGCCCUGGUUCAUGAUCCAGUUCAUGACGUUGCAGGUGGCGGAGCUGCAAAAGAACAAAAUCUUUCUGACUCUACUUCUGAGUGUUGUACAGCUGUGCCAGAGCUUCCCCAGCUGCUCCAGGACUCUCUGCCUGUUGGCAGUGGCACGGUUUGUAGUAGUAAGGAGGAGCAGGGAGCAUCUCUUAGUGGUCUUACUGGAAGUGUGCUUGAAAGUCACGCAUACGGGAGUAGAGGGAGGAGUUAUCCAAAUCUGCUUGCACCCGACCGUGCAGAGGUGGAAGAUGCUUCCUUACGUGGUGGUGCACAGCCCAGACAGAACGACGGAUGUGUUCACAGCAACUUAGUGGAGCAAGGAAGCCCUUUACUGUCACCAAGGGAAAGGGCCCAAGCAACAGCCACACAGGUCUGCAAAAGUGCAGGAGACUCUGAUUUUUACAGUUGUGAGGAACCCCUCCUGUGCAUACGUGGUGCCAGCUGUGCUUACUGUGCUUCGAAGGGGGAUGAGAACCAGUGUCCAGUCCCUGCAGUUCUCACUAGCAAAGAUCUCAGUUCUGGGGAGGAAGCUGCAGGGAAAUCUUGCAGUGCAAAUACCUCUGCCUCCCUCAACUGGGAGUGUUGUGAAAGCUUGGUAAAUGUGGUCAGUAAUUCUAAAGUUAACCAGGCUGUCGACGCAAGUUCUGAUUUUAGAGUUUGCUUUACAACCAGCAGAAGUACCAGUGCUCAAGUUCCUCUCUUAUCCAGGGCAAUUAAUACAGAGAUCACAGUGAUGAACAAAUUCAGACGUGUGGGUUGGCUUGGGGAAACUUGUACCAGUGUUGCUCGCAGUACAGACUGGCUGUCUGGGACUGGUCCUACAGAGGAAAUGGGGUCACAGCUUGCUGAUGUGCACCAGGAUGGCAGUGCUGCAGCAAAUGAAAGAAGUUCACAAGUCAAGGAACAGUGGGAAUCCAAAACUGAGUUGUGUAACAGCAGUGUAAAGAUAAAGGCUGACAGGCCAGCACACCUCAACAAAGAAGCUGUGAAGGAUUCUGUGUCUGUCUGUCAAAAUCUACUGCAGAGAGCUAUUGAAGCAGAAUUGCAGGUUCUAAACGCUCACUACCAGAUGUGCUAUCAGCACUGCUUGAAGAUCCACAAACUGGCUUUGGAGGAAAAUGCAUGUUUUAGCAGAUACCACGGAAAUACCUCUGCUAAUACUGAAUCAGGUUCCUCUGUCACAUCAGUUUUGGAAGAGCUAAAGAAGAAUUACAACAGUAUGAGAGCAAAAAUACAAGCGGGCACACCUUUGAGCACACUUCCACCACUGUCAGUUGAGAUCAAGUUAUUGCCAAUUGCUUCUUCCUAUGUCCCAUGCAAGUUAUUCAGGGAGGAACUUUGCCCUGGUUCUGUUUCAGACAUGAGAAAAGCAGGUUUUGAAGCUUCACCAUUGCAAGAAAUCAGAACUCCUGUUAACAUGGAGAGUGCACAGCCCACAUGUUUAACUGACGGCCAGCAGCCCAGUGACUCUGCUUCUUCCAAGAUGUCCCAAGAGCAGCUUGAAAAGCAGGGCGUGCAGCACGGACGUGUGAGAAACAAAGAGCGGAAUGAAUGUUGGUUUGAUGCUAAGGAGGACUUCACAGGAACAGACUUUUCAGGAGAGUCUGAAGGAGUGGGGAAGUGCCAAGAGAAGCAAGACACGGUUGGUUUGAGAGAAGCAAAGAUAACGGAGGGUGCAAAUGAGUGCUCCUUUGUUUGUGUUGGUGGCUUGAGUUCUUCAGUGUCAGAGGGUGACCUGAGAUUGCAUUUCCAGAAGUACCAGAUCUCUGUCCUGCUCUGUGGAGAUUCUGAUAACCACAGGUGUGCAGUUCUUGGCUUUAAAGACGCCUCUACAGCAAAGUUGGCAGUGGAAGAAAUGAACAAGACAAAAAUUAAAGGAAAACCAAUAAGUGUGGAGCUUGUCAACAAUCCAUCGGAGAACAGAUCUUCGGCUUCCCGAAUCCUUGGGAAGAAGCUUUGGAGUGAAGCUCUCUCUGUUGCUAGCAGUGCAAGCUGUGAUCAGAAUGAAACACUGCCAUCAGCCCCUGGUUCUGUGGGAGCUCCUGGCACCUCCCCUGCUUCUCUGAAGGUGCCUCUCCUGCCCAGGGCUUCUUCGCCAGCUCCUUGCUCUACACAGUUGCCUUCAGAAGCAAAGUGCCCCAAAUCCUCUGCUGAAGACUCCAUACGUUUUCUGUUUGCAGUUGAUCAGAAGGAUGCUGGAGAGAAUUCCCUGCCAAGAGCACCUGCUGCGCUUCUCUCCGCUAACUCAUCAGAAGCCUUUAUGUCUCCUAAUGCAUUGAACAUGAGCAGUUUUGCCAAAUUAAUGAAGAAACUUAAAGCCAUUCAUCCAGAAGCUAGUAGAGACACAAUCGUGGAUGCUCUGCUGGAGGUGAGGAAGAACAAUAAUGGUGUCCUGAGUGGUUUGACCAUCAGCUCCAUUACGCAGAGGGCCUCUGCAAUCCUAAGGAAAGCAACGGCUGCUGGUACAGGGAAAGUAGUGUCAAUCAAGCGAUUCCCGAGGAGCCGCGGCUGGGCUGCAGGUGGAGCUGUUCGAACUCGUUUGAUUUCUGAGAAACGAGCACCGAGGACGGGCGCGAUCGCGCGGCAGCUCCCGGCGAGGCGGCAGCCGGGCCCCUCGCUGCCGGCCAUGGCCCUGCUGCCGCGCCGCUUCCUCUGCUUCGUGCUGGCCCAUCACUUCAUCGCGGCGACGGCGUGCCAUGAGGCCGAGUACGGCAGGCAGAUCCGCGAGCGCUGCCUGCGACCCUUCAAGCUCAGCAUGGAGGGCAUCGGGCAGCAGCUGUGGUGCGACUGGGAUGAGACCAUGGGCACCUACGGGGAGCUGACGAACUGCACGGUCGCGGUGGCUGAGAACCUCACUUGCUACUGGCCCAACCGCUUGGUGGAUGAGUUCUUCGUCGCCGUCCACAGCCACUACUUCAGGAACUGCUCCCCAUCCGGCCGGGCGCUGCGUGAUCCCCCCAACGGCAUCCUCUGCCCCUUCAUCCUGGUGCCCAUCCUCGUCACCCUGCUGGUGACAGCGCUGGUGGUGUGGCGGAGCAAACGCAGCGAGGGCAUCGUUUAGAGAUGGUUUGUAGGGGAGAACCUGGCCAAGGAGCAUCCUUGGGUGCUGAGCCCCAUUGGUGCCGCUGCGUCCCCUGCUGGCCCCUUCCCAGGUGGUGGCUUCCAAUUAAAUCCAUCCUUAACAACCUGGGGAUGCUGGUGGCAUUGAGGAUGCUGCUCGCUGGGUAAUGGGAGAGUGCCACAGCUCUGCUCAGACCUUCCCUGCUUCCCUCCCGGCAGCCUACAGCAUCCACUGGGGGGAAAAAAGGAAAAAAUGGAAAAAUGGGGGGAAAAAAAACAAGGCAGGGGUCCGUGUCCUGCCUCUGGUGCCAGCACAGCACUGGGACGUGCCAUAACCACAAGGACAACGGGUCAGGGCACAGCCUGGAUGAUAAAGCCUUCACUUUUUAUCCUUUUUUUGUUGUUUUACCCUUUGUAUCGGCAGGAAAAGCACCUUCUCCCCCUGCCCACCUGCAGACAGGCUCCAACUACAGGUGGAGAGAUGGGUGAUGGUCACUGCUUCAUACUGGCAGGUGAUACCAGUAGCGGCACUGAUGGCCUUGGAGGUGCCCCAGGGCCAGUGAACAAUGGGAAUUAGGUGCUUUUCCUAAUUAAAUAAAUACAUGCAGAAGUAAA
Tympanuchus pallidicinctus (lesser prairie-chicken) is the source of this 4264-nucleotide messenger RNA. It is a transcript of the gene RBM44, whose product is annotated as RNA binding motif protein 44. Gene Ontology annotation, molecular function: coreceptor activity; RNA binding. The record is from RefSeq and is a predicted model, not a curated record. Lineage: Eukaryota; Metazoa; Chordata; Aves; Galliformes; Phasianidae. Gene Ontology annotation, biological process: cellular response to hormone stimulus; receptor internalization; regulation of G protein-coupled receptor signaling pathway. Gene Ontology annotation, cellular component: signaling receptor complex; membrane; cell surface.